AUGGAAAUUUCUUCUCUAGCUGGGCGGCUGAGGAACUUCUUCCAGAGUGUUUCUGAAAACAAGGAUGUGUGCAAGCCUGUAGGACUUCUAAUGUCAGGGGUGAACCUCCUGGGUAAACAGCCCGGAGAUGUGCUCAGUCAGUUCAGAGCCUUCAAAGUAAUCUGGGAUCAGGACCGAGACGACCAAGUCAAGGAAUUCAUCAGUAGCAACCCCGACCUAUACCUGAUAAAGGAGCAAAUUUUACACUAUGAAACGGUUGAACAGGAGAUCGCGGACAUCACGCCCAUCGUCGUUUUAGGUGGAAUGGAAUUGUCAACAGCUCCACUGAAGAUGUCCCUGAGUGUGGAAGCGAAAGCCUGGAAACUGAUGCUGUGCAAGUACGUACAAAAGGAAUACAAGAAGAAGCUGAUGGACAUGAUCGCUUUCAUUAGUGAGCAGCAAAAAAAACUCUCACGCCCUAUAGCUGACCUGGACGACGUGAGAUUCGCUAUGGAAGCCCUGUCCAAUAUCCGGGACUCAGAAAUUAUAAUGGACAUGACCAUGGGGCCCAUCGAGGAAGCCUAUUCUAUACUAAACAAGUUUGAAGUGGAAGUGACGAAGGAGGAGGCCGAGGGUGUGGAUACACUAAGAUACUCUUUUGCUAAACUGCAGUCCAAAGAGAGAGCAGUCCAGCAUGAACUGGUCAGUGCGCAGCCCAAGUUGAAAGAGAAUCUCCUGGAAUCAGUCGGCACGUUUCAGAAUGACUUGAUGACUUUCGGCCAGAAGUAUGAAACGGAAGGCCCGAAUGUUUCAGGCAUUUCACCUGAGGAGGCCAGCAUCAGACUUCAAAUCUUCCAGACUGGGUUUGAUAACCUGUGGAGGAAGUUCACCACAUAUUCUUCUGGAGAACAGUUGUUCGGCCUGCCCGUCACUGAAUAUGAUGUUCUACAGAAAGCUCGGAAAGAGCUCGGGCUUCUUCAGAAGCUGUACGGCCUCUACGAUGCGGUCAUGAAUAAGAUCAGCGGCUAUUACGAAAUCCUCUGGACCGAAGUGGAUAUUGAAAAGAUCAACACGGAGCUUUCAGAAUUCCAAACCAGAUGCCGAAAGCUCCCCAAAGGACUGAGAGACUGGCAGGCGUUUUUAGAUCUGAAGAAAAGGAUCGAUGACUUCAGCGAGUCGUGCCCUCUCCUGGAGAUGAUGGCUCACAGAGCGAUGAAGCAGAGACACUGGGAACGCAUCGCUGACCUGACGCAGCACAAGUUUCACGUGGAUUCGGACACGUUCUGCCUUCAAAACAUAAUGGAGGCCCCACUGCUGAAACACAAAGAAGACAUAGAGGACAUCUGCAUCUCAGCAGUAAAGGAGAAGGAUAUCGAGGCCAAGCUGGCACAGGUGGUUGAUUUAUGGUACAGUCAGUUGCUCACAUUUAUGGCUUUUAAAGGCAGAGGAGAGCUGAUGCUUAAAGGAGCUGAGACGGCAGAAAUCAUCACUGCCAUGGAGGACAGUCUGAUGGUGCUUGGAUCACUUCUAAGCAACAGAUACAACACUCCUUUUAAGAAAGACAUCCAGAACUGGGUUUUUAAGCUCUCCACAUCAUCAGACAUCAUCGAGCAGUGGCUGCUUGUUCAGAACCUGUGGGUGUACCUGGAGGCCGUGUUUGUGGGUGGAGACAUUGCCAAGCAGCUUCCACAGGAAGCGAAGCGCUUCCAGAACAUCGAUAAAUUAUGGAUAAAGAUCAUGCAGAGAGCCCAUGAGAUCCCCAGUGUGGUGCAGUGCUGCGUGGGAGAUGAGACCAUGAGCCAGCUUCUACCUCACCUGCAGGAGCAGCUUGAACUCUGCCAGAAAUCUCUCACAGGCUACCUGGAAAAGAAACGACUGCAGUUCCCCCGCUUUUUCUUUGUGUCCGAUCCUGCUUUACUGGAAAUCCUCGGACAAGCCAGUGACUCUCACACCAUCCAGGCUCAUCUCCUGGGAGUGUUCGACAACGUCAGUGAGGUGGAGUUUCAUGUCAAGGACUACGACAAGAUUUUGGCGGUGAUCUCUCAGGAGGGCGAGAAAGUACCCCUGGACAAACCAGUAAUGGCGCGCGGUCCUGUGGAACUCUGGUUGGGAGAGUUACUGGUGCAACAGCAAGCCUCACUGCACUCAGUCAUAAAAGCAGCUCAGCUGCAGAUUAAUGAGCCCGACUUCCAGCUCCUCACCUUCCUUAACCAGGUCCAAGCUCAGGUGAAAAUGAACAUCAGGUCCGUCGGUGACUUUGAAUGGCUGAAGCAGAGCAGAUUUUAUUUCCGGGAGGAUCAGGAUCACGUCGCAGUGUCGAUCACGGACGUCGACUUCAUCUAUCAGAACGAGUUUUUAGGCUGCACGGACAGGCUGGUCAUCACUCCUCUAACAGACAGGUGUUACAUUACCUUAGCUCAGGCGUUAGGUAUGAGUAUGGGCGGAGCUCCUGCUGGUCCGGCUGGGACGGGCAAAACCGAAACCACCAAAGACAUGGGCCGCUGCCUGGGGAAGUACGUCGUGGUCUUUAACUGCUCCGACCAGAUGGACUUCAGAGGACUGGGCAGGAUUUAUAAAGGUGAUUUUAUUUAG
Trichomycterus rosablanca is the source of this 2571-nucleotide messenger RNA. RefSeq names its product dynein axonemal heavy chain 8-like. The record is from RefSeq and is a predicted model, not a curated record. Gene Ontology annotation, biological process: microtubule-based movement. Gene Ontology annotation, molecular function: minus-end-directed microtubule motor activity; dynein intermediate chain binding; ATP binding. The transcript is spliced from 17 exons. Bases 1 to 2571 code for a protein of 856 amino acids. NCBI's taxonomy places the organism in Eukaryota, Metazoa, Chordata, Actinopteri, Siluriformes, Trichomycteridae. Gene Ontology annotation, cellular component: axonemal dynein complex.